Molecule: messenger RNA, 516 nt
Organism: Cylicostephanus goldi
Lineage: Eukaryota; Metazoa; Nematoda; Chromadorea; Rhabditida; Strongylidae
Source: the annotation of a GenBank genome assembly
AUGUUCAGCGAUGAAUCUAUCUGGAAAGACGCUCCCAUAGUUUACACUGAUGGCGCUUGUAGCAGAAAUGGAUAUCAGGGCGCAAAGGUGGCUUUUCUUGACCGUGCUUCGUUUGUAAAUGUUAAAAAUCUGCAAAUCAAGGCUGGUUAUGGCGUGUUUUGGGGUUAUGAUCAUCCCGAUAAUACUUGUGGACCCGUGCAUGGCGCGCCUACUAACAACAGAGGGGAGCUUUUAGCGGUAGAUGUGGCACUGAAGCAGGCUAUUCGUAACAAUAUGUCUUGCAUAAUUGUUCGCACUGAUUCGCAACUACUCAUGAAAUCACUCGAUAUUUAUAUGGAAAAAUGGAAGCGAAAAAAGUGGAAGACCUCUUCUGGUGAAAGCGUGAAAAAUCAGGAUCUCAUUCGUUCUAUUGACGACAGCACUCAAAGAAUUCAUGUAAAGUUUGAAUACGUAGCGGGUCACUCUGGUGUAGCCGGAAAUGAAGAAGCCGAUAAGCUGGCAAGACUUGGCGCACAA